UUGAAUAUGAUCCCCCAUCGUUGGCUUAUUAGCAAACAUUUAAUUUUCUCUACAUGAUGGUUGCGGUAUUGAACUAUUAUAACUCUCUUCCAGAUUAUUUGUCACAGAAAAAUUUCUUUAAACCUACAAGUGGAAAAUAUAUUGUUUCGAAAUGGUGAAUUUAUUUAUUUGGUGCACACUGCAUUUGGUUCUGUUUGUCAGCGGAAAUGCUGAAAAAGUGAUUAUUGAUACGGACGCUGGAUCGGACGAUGCCAUUGCAAUUCUGUUGCUAUUAAGAGCAGAAUCAUUGCGAGAAAUGUAUUUACCACAUUAUGAACUUAUUGGAAUCACCUGUACUUAUGGCAACACCGAGGAAGAGAACGUUGAAAUUAACGUACUAAAAACAUUGACUAUUGCUAAUCGCACUGAUAUUCUAGUCUUUCCGGGAGCAAAGAAACCAUUAAUUGGAAAUUUUUCGAGCGACGGCUUUUUUGGAAAAGAUGGAUUUGGCGAUGCUGACCUUUUUACAGAAAUUGCUGGCAAAAUAAAUACGUCGAAACAUGCGUCAAAUGCAUUGGUAGAUUUAUCAAAAGAACACGAAGGAAACAUUAGCGUCAUCGUACUUGGACCAACAACUAACGUGGCACUGGCGGCUUCGCUAGACAGUAAUUUUAUUAAAAGAAUAAAAAAAUUUUACGUGAUGGGCUCAACUAUUUCGGGAAUAGGAGUGAUCAAGCCUAACGUCGAAUUUAACUUUGGCGCUGAUCCCGAAAGUAACUUCAUUUUAUUAAAUUCGACGACAAGUGAUCAGACUACUCUCUUUCCGUAUGACACUGGCUUGAAUGCAAACAUUUCGAAGAAAUGGCGAAAUAAAAUAUUAGGGACUCACAAGUCGCCAUACAUCAAGUUUUUAAAUGCAAUUGAGAGGAUCAGCCUGCAAAGAGAUGAACAAAACUACGCGCCACUAGACGCAAUGACAGUCGCAGCGAUGCUCUGGCCGGGGAUGAUCAAAGAUACGGUAGAUGCUAACGUACAGGCAGUUUAUGAUGGUGCAGCAAGAGGCUCAGUUUUAAUUGAUUGGAACCGAAAUAAAUAUAAACCAGAGACAUCCAAUGCAAAGAUCAUUAAAACUAUCGACUCCAAAAUGUUUAUGGACUCACUUGUGUACUACUUGACUUGCAAUCGCCUCGCUUGUUGACUGCUUAACGAAUGGGAUUAAAAUGAAAUUCCAUGAAUGGUUAUUAGUUACACAUACGUCAACAGUCAUUUUUUCAGUAUUAUAGUACGUUCUGUGCACUAUAUAUAAUCCGAUUUUAUUAUAGCAUAUAAACAAGAAAAACAAAUGAUAAUUUCAACUGGAAUUUCAAAUUAAUUGUCAUCUAAAACUAUGUUACGUAAAAUAAUGUGCGUUUACAUUUUAAGUUUCUUAUUUUCCCAAUGAAACUAAUCAAUAUUUGUGUAAUCUGUUGAACAAUAGAAUCUGUUUUCCUCCUUACGGAUGUUUUAUUUAUUUUAAAAAAUUUUCAAAUAUAAUAAUUUGACCAAUAAUCUAAAAUUUUUAAUGUUAAACGGGUCAAUAAUACAAUCAGAUAGAUAUUCAUUCUCAUCGCGACAGUUAAUAAUUACAGUAAAAAUGUGAUACGAAUUUUGUUACAGUUAUAUAAUUUAUACGCACGCAAGCACACACACACAUAUACACAAAAUUUACAAUUUACAAUUAAAACAAUUAGUUGGCCACAGAAAAUAACUUGAAAAAUGAUGAUGCUAAGGAUAAAUAGAAUAAUCCAAAAAUAAUUGUCACACUUAUACAUUAUUAAUUAUUUGAUGAAAGUAUUCAAAUAAUUUUGUCAUUUAAACAUUAAAUUUAAUAAAAUAAAUGUAUUUUACUUGAUGAAUGAUCGUUGAAAAGAUCAAAUUAAUUAAAUAGUAAUUACUUAUUUAAAAGUCAUACUUAUUCAUAGAAAAUGGCAUAAAUAAAAGAAUAAAAAUCAAUUUUAUCAUUACUUGCUGAAUAUACAGAGUAAUAGCAAAAAAUAGUAAUACAACAGAUAGAGGUAUAAAAAUAGUUUAUUCAAUAAUUUUAGUAGCACUAUACGAAUGAACAAUACCAACGAUCUAGAAUAAGAAUGGAAAUUAGAGACGACUAAUUAUACAUCGAUCACUUUAUCACCAUUGUAAAAUAAACUGAA
Molecule: messenger RNA, 2168 nt
Organism: Phymastichus coffea
Lineage: Eukaryota; Metazoa; Arthropoda; Insecta; Hymenoptera; Eulophidae
Exons: 5
Coding region: 152-1177 (341 amino acids)
Molecular function (GO): hydrolase activity, hydrolyzing N-glycosyl compounds
Source: RefSeq, a predicted model, not a curated record